Molecule: messenger RNA, 7338 nt
Organism: Tachyglossus aculeatus (Australian echidna)
Lineage: Eukaryota; Metazoa; Chordata; Mammalia; Monotremata; Tachyglossidae
Gene: IQSEC2
Product: IQ motif and Sec7 domain ArfGEF 2
Biological process (GO): regulation of ARF protein signal transduction; actin cytoskeleton organization
Molecular function (GO): protein binding; guanyl-nucleotide exchange factor activity
Source: RefSeq, a predicted model, not a curated record
CGCCGGCCACCGGGCGCGGCCCCGGGAGGAUGGAGGGCGGCGCCGGGGGGCCCGGGGGCUCCGACAGCCCCAACCGGGCCGUGGAGUACCUGCUGGAGCUCAACAACAUCAUCGAGAGCCAGCAGCAGCUGCUGGAGAGCCAGCGCCGCCGCAUCGAGGAGCUGGAGGGCCAGCUGGACCAGCUGAGCCGGGAGAACCGCGACCUCCGGCAGGAGAGCCAGAUGCACCGGGGGGACCUCCACGCCCACCGCGACCUGCCCCCGCUGCCCCGGGACAACCCCGCCCGGGAGCCGCCCAACCACGCCGCCGCCCGGGAGAGCCAGUAUCAGAACCUGCGGGACACCCAGUUCCACCACCGGGAGCUGCGGGAGAGCCAGCUGCACCGGGAGGGCGCCUUCCAGGCCCGCGAGGCCUUCUACCGGGAGCGGGACAAGGAGCGGGACCCGCGCUAUCCCGGCCGGGACCCCGCCUAUCCCGGCCGGGACCGCGACGGGGGCCAGUGCCAGCUGCACCGGGAGAACCAAGCCCAGAGCCGGGAGAGGAGCGGGCGGGAGGGACCCCCCCCGGCCCACCCCAACCGGGACAAGGAGCCCGCCGCCUACCCGCCCGGACCCCGGCUCCCCCGGGAGCGGGAGCGGGGCCAGAUGAGCCGGGGAGCCUCCAGGAGCUCCAGCCCCGGGGCUGGCGGGGGCCACAGUACCAGCACUAGCACCAGCCCGGCCACCACCCUGCAGAGAAAGUCUGAUGGUGAGAAUUCCCGAACUGUCAGUGUGGAGGGAGAUGUCCAGGGCGGUGACUUGGGCCCCGUGGGGGAUAGCCCAGGCAGCCAGCCCCCCUACCGCUGCAGUGAGCUGGGAAAGGGAGCCGACCCCUACGACCUGCCGCCACCCGCCUCUCACAUGCCCGGCCCACCCGGCGGUCUGCCCUGGGCCCAGCGGGCCCGCCUGCAACCUGCCAGUGUGGCCCUGCGCAAGCAGGAGGAGGAGGAGAUCAAACGUUCGAAGGCCCUGUCCGACAGCUAUGAACUCUCCACAGACCUGCAGGACAAGAAGGUGGAGAUGCUGGAGCGGAAGUACGGGGGCUCCUUUCUCAGCCGGCGAGCAGCCCGCACCAUCCAGACCGCCUUCCGCCAGUACCGCAUGAACAAGAACUUCGAGCGGCUGCGCAGCUCGGCUUCCGAGAGCCGCAUGUCCCGCCGCAUCAUCCUGUCCAACAUGCGCAUGCAGUUCUCCUUCGAGGAGUACGAGAAGAGUCAGAACGCCGCGUACUUCGAGGGCAAGCCCGCCUCGCUGGACGAGAGUGCCAUGUCCGGGGCCCGCACCCACCGGCUGGAGCGGGGCCUCCCCUAUGGUGGCUCUUGCGGCGGCAUCGACGGGGGCAGCUCCAUCACCACCUCGGGGGAGUUCUCCAACGACAUCACCGAACUCGAGGACUCCUUUUCCAAGCAGGUGAAGUCCCUGGCCGAGUCCAUCGACGACGCCCUAAACUGCCACGCGCUCCACGGGGACGAAACCCGGGAAGGCCCGGGACCUCUGGAGAAGAGCGAAUCCAAAGAACAGCACGAAGACAGUACAGCCACUUCCUUUAGCGACGUGACCCUCUACCUGGACGAGGGCGUCCCCCCAUCUCCCCUGUCCCUGGAGCGGCCCCCGAGCGCCGAACCGGCCGAGCCUCCGGCCCCCCCGCCCCGGCCCGAAUACUGGGCCCCGCCGCCGGCCCGAGAGGACAGCCGCGAGAACGGCAGCCGGAGGAGCACGCCCUGCAUGGAGUGCCGGGACUUCCGACUCCGGGGGGCCCACCUGCCCCUCCUCACCAUCGAACCCCCCAGCGACAGCUCGGUGGACCUGAGCGACCGCUCCGACCGGGGCUCGCUCAAUCGGCAGCUGGUGUACGAACAGGACAACUGCAGCCCCCACGGGACCCUCAAGCUGAAGGGGCCGCCCGCCCGCCCCCCGCACCCCCACCGUCACUACCACCCCCAGCAGGAGACCCCCGCCCCGCCGCCCCCGGGCCCCCCGCCGGCCCCCGCGCCCAUCAACAGUGCCCCCGGGGCCGGCGGCGGGCCCGGGGGAGGAGGCGGGGGCGGCCGGCUGCUCAACAAGUGCGAGGCGGGCGAGAACUCGGACGGGGACAACGACAGCCUCAACAGCACCACCAACUCGAACGAGACCAUCAACUGCAGCUCCGGCUCCUCGUCUCGGGACAGCCUGCGGGAGCCCCCGGCCCCGCUCUGCAAGCAGACCUACCAGCGCGAGACCCGCCAUAGCUGGGACUCCCCAGCUUUCAACAACGACGUGGUUCAGCGGCGCCAGUACCGCAUCGGCCUCAACCUCUUCAACAAGAAGCCAGAGAAGGGCAUCCAGUAUCUGAUCGAGCGGGGUUUCCUGUCAGACACACCCGUCGGGGUGGCCCACUUCAUCUUGGAGCGCAAGGGCUUGAGUCGCCAGAUGAUCGGAGAGUUCCUGGGAAACCGCCAGAAGCAGUUCAACCGCGACGUGCUCGACUGCGUGGUGGAUGAGAUGGACUUCUCCUCCAUGGACCUGGAUGAUGCCCUGCGUAAGUUCCAGGCACAUAUUCGGGUGCAGGGUGAGGCCCAGAAAGUGGAGCGACUCAUUGAGGCUUUCAGCCAGCGAUAUUGUGUGUGUAACCCUCCCCUGGUGCGCCAGUUCCGGAACCCAGACACCAUCUUCAUCCUGGCCUUCGCCAUCAUCCUGCUCAACACCGAUAUGUACAGCCCCAGCGUCAAGGCCGAGCGCAAGAUGAAGCUGGAUGACUUCAUCAAGAACUUGAGAGGAGUGGACAAUGGGGAAGACAUUCCCCGGGACCUCCUGGUGGGCAUCUACCAACGCAUCCAGGGCCGAGAGUUACGCACCAAUGACGACCACGUGUCCCAGGUGCAGGCUGUGGAGCGCAUGAUUGUGGGCAAGAAGCCGGUGCUGUCUUUGCCUCACCGGCGCCUGGUCUGCUGCUGCCAACUCUACGAGGUCCCCGAUCCCAACCGGCCCCAGCGCCUCGGCCUGCACCAGCGUGAGGUCUUCCUGUUCAAUGACCUCCUUGUGGUGACGAAGAUCUUCCAGAAGAAGAAAAUCCUGGUGACCUACAGCUUCCGUCAGUCCUUUCCACUUGUGGAAAUGCAGAUGCAGCUCUUUCAGAACUCCUAUUACCAGUUUGGCAUCAAGCUCCUGUCGGCCGUGCCAGGCGGGGAGCGGAAGGUCCUCAUCAUCUUCAACGCGCCCAGCCUCCAGGACCGGCUCCGCUUCACUUCUGACCUGCGCGAGUCCAUCGCCGAGGUGCAGGAGAUGGAGAAGUACCGUGUUGAGUCGGAGCUGGAGAAGCAGAAGGGGGUGAUGCGACCCAACGCUUCGCAGCCGUCCGGCCCCAAGGACACAGUCAAUGGGGCGCUGCCCCGCAGCAGCCUGGAGGACACCUACGGGCUGGGGGACGGGCUCAAGCGCAGCACCCUGAGCAGUUCACUGCGGGAUCUGUCAGACGCAGGGAAGCGGGGGCGGCGUAACAGCGUGGGAUCGCUGGACAGCACCAUCGAAGGGUCUAUUAUUAGCAGUCCCCGCCCCCACCAACGGAUGCCACCGCCUCCACCACCUGAGGAGUACAAGAGCCAGCGGCCCGUCUCCAACUCCUCCUCCUUCCUGGGCUCCUUGUUUGGCAGCAAGCGCGGGAAGGGGCCCUUCCAGACGCCUCCCAGUCAGGCCUCGGCCUCCUCCUCGUCGGCCUCUUCUUCCCACCACCCCCACCACGCCCAUCCCCACCACCUCCACGGGCCUGGCCCGCUGGGGGACGGCCAGUCCAAAAUCCAGGCGCUGCAUGCCCAGUAUUGCCACGGUCAGGGGCCCGCCCCGCCUCCCUACCACCAGCCUCCGCUGCCUCCCCCUCCCCAGCAGCCUGCCCCGCUUCCCCAGCAGUCGGUCAUCCCCCCGCCGCCAGCCUCCGCCCCGCCCGUGGGGCCUCAUCGCUACCACGGGCAGGGCCCCCCGGCGCCCCAGCACUUUACGCUGGGGCGGGUGGGGCGGGCGGCCAAGCGGGGGGGAGCCGCCCCGGCCUCCUCCCACCCCCAGUUUGCUCUGCAUGGGCGCCAUCCUCUCAAUCAGCCCACCUCCCCCCUGCCCCUGUACAGCCCCGCGCCCCAGCAUGCCCUGAGCCAUACUUACCCUCAGCACCUCCACCAGGCCCCCGGCCCGCCCCCGGGCCACUCCAUACACAAGCAGGGGCCCAAGCACUUUAUCUUCAGCCACCACCCCCAACUGAUGCAGCAGCAGCACGGCGGGCACCCAGGGCAACGCCAGGCAGGCGGCCCCUACGCCGCCCACGCCCACUCGCAUCCCCACCACCCCCAGUCCCCGCUCUCGCCCCACUCGCCCAUUCCCCCGCACCCUUCUUACCCGCCCUUGCCUCCGCCCUCGCCUCACACCCCCCUCACUCCUCACACCCCGAUGACCCCCCACUCUCCGGUGCCCCCAACUUCCCCUCACGCCCCGCAUGCCCCUCUGCAUGGCGUGGGGCCGACGGGACUGGCCAAUCCGCCCACCGCCAACCCCAAGCCCAAACCGGUCAACAGAAUCAGUACCGUAGUCUGAGCAGCCCCAGGGUCGCCCUUUGACCUAGGGGAAGAAGACCUCUGACCUCUGAAACCGUUCCUUUUCCAAAUAGAUAUUCAGGGAUUUUAUAUAAAUAUAUAGAAUAUAUUUAUUUAUAUAAAAAUCUCUGAAUUUUAUACCCAUAUAGAAAAUCUCCCAGGACACACUGAUAGACACAUCCUCGACUGUUGGGGUAGGCGGUCAGGCAUGGCUAAACUCAGCCCCCACAGGGUUCUCAUUUCUCCCCCCCGCCCUUCCCGACUUGCCCGCUGUCCUCUCUUCUAGGCCAGUUUGAGACGAGGAGCAGUUUUUCCUGCCCCUUCUUCUCUCCUCUCCUCUGUGAAAUCUUACUCAGAUCCAGCCCAGGGUCCCCUGAUCCCCUGGAAGGCCUACGGGGCAGAGUGACCAGAGCCGAACGAGAUUCUUCAGGAGCAAACGGACACAGUUCAGCACAUUGACAGGAUGAGGAACCGGACGGAACACGUGGCUGGGCGGGAACACGCCUUCGGCCUUCUGCCCUCUCUGCCCUUCUUUUUGGUGUUGCUUGACUCUACAACCAGCAGGGACCUCCUCCACCCUUGCCUCACCCUGUGUGUUUGUUCGUUUGGUUUUUUUUCUUUUCCCCCCUCGGGGAGGCCCAAAAUGUGGCGAUGCCGGGGAGCGGAGGAAGGGCCGGCUUUCAGUGUAGCUGCCGCGUAAGGCUGAGAGAAUCCCGUGGAGGGGAGGUUAGGGUCCAGGGUGCAGCCGCCUGCACCGUACUCCGACCUCCCUAGCCCUCAAAGCUGUUCAAGCCCCCUGAUUGUAAAUUUGGCUUAUCUCUGGGAAGUGGGGGAUAGGGCGUCUACCGUGUGUGGUAUAUCCUGCCCGGGGUACAUAACUAAGUAUAUGCAGUAGAACAGGCACUCUCAGCAACCACCUCAGGUUGGUAAAAGGAUUCGUGUGGACAUGUAUGUGUAUGCGUAUGGACUCCCACCCUUCCCCAAAACCCACCCAUCCACUCACCCUUGGCCCCAGCCAGGACGGGGGACGGACGGACACUCACACUCCCUUACACCCCCCUUCCCGCCCCCCUUAUGCCCUAGCCGGCCAACCGACGUACAUGCGUUUGUGCUUACGUUCAAAUGCUGCUCUCUCUAGAGGGUGGCGUGAACGAAUCGUCCAACCGCCCCCCGCCAUUCCCCUUUGCCUCCAUUCUCCUUUCCCACCAGCUGCUGCAGCCGCAGAUUUGGAGCUGGAUUCGGAAGCGAUGCAAAGAAGUCCCUUUGACUUCUUCCUUGAUACCCCUUUCUUCCUCCCCUUCAUCCCUCUGUUCAGUUUCCUAGGAAGGAGCAGCAGCCAUUGACUCUGGGCCUUGCCUCCUGAUCCCUCAGUAUUUUUGGUGGGCAGGCCAGGAGCUGCCAUUUUGCACAUGGUCAGGAAGACGGUGGGGGCACCAAGGAGGAAAAGGGGUAGAGUCGGCGUUCUUCCUUUCCCGGGAGGGCUGAGGAAGCAGCGCGGGGCCAGGUUGUUCCUCGGCUCUUGCCGGUAACACAUUAAGGGCUACCCGACUGGAGGAGGGGAGAGGGAGGAGGCUGGCCUGGGGAGGGCUGAAUUUGGAACUCGGUGGAACUGAAGCCUUUUUCUUCCUCUCCUUCGGCCGACCUCAAUGAGGCCCUUAGGGUUUAGGGGAUGGCCUGACGACCCCUCCAUCGCCACUCCCCCUUCUCGAGUGGCUCUCCCCCACUUCCCCCUGUGUGUGAGCCUCCAAGCAGGGAGAUGGAACCCCCUCCUAUGCCCAGUGAGAGGGCCCCAUCAUCAUCACCCCAACCCCAUUCUGUCCUAACCAAACAAAUGCCAAUGCACUUUAGACUCCCUGGGCAUACACCCCCCCCCCCCCCCAACCUCCAACAGGGCAUAUACCUCCCUCCCCCAGCCACCAAGCUACCCCCGCCCCGUUUCUGCUCCCUGCAGGGUCCCCAGAGGGUGCUCAGGGGCCACCAUGUGACUGGGCAUUAUUUUUGCCCUGGCAGUUGAGGUUAAGAAAGUCAAGAAGACGGAGGUGAUGCAAGCGAGGGGUGAUCAUUUGGGGAAAGAGGGGUGGCAGGGGGAGUCCGAAGGUGCCCUGUUGCGACUUUGGAAAUGGAAUGUAGUGAAGAGUGAAGCGAGGCCCAAGUCCAUGGAAUACGCUCCGGGGGGGUGGCACCUUGGAAGUGAAAGCUGCCCUUCAAUACUUCCCCCACCCCAGGCCCAAGGUUUGCAGAGGCUCCAAAUAGCCCACCCUGCUCCAUUGAGGCUCCCUGUGCCGAGGAAAAGGCAACUGUGACCUGCGACUGCCCUUGCCGGCUGGGCCUCCUGUCUCCCACCCUCGGAGCACCUCCUCCCUUUUUAUUUAUUAUAAAUAUAUUUUUUACAAUCUGGGUCCUCCCCCCAACCCCUCUCUCGCUGCUUUCGCCUUGCACCGUCCCUCAGCCUUGCAUGUCCGCCACCUUGUCGUUGCUGUACAGACCCUGACUGUAUAUAGUAUAAAUACGUCACUUGGGGCUGCUGGACUGGAGGGGCAGUGCCCACCAGAGCGUGCGCGGGGACUCCUUCACUACCCUCCUCCCCGCUAACUACCCUCUCUCCCUAGCAGCGGCUGGGUUUUGAUACCGCGGGGUGUGGACGGAAGGGAUUUAAGCUGUUGCGAUCGAGGUUUUUUCUUCUCUUUGUACAUAAAAAUGUAUAUUUGAUGCCUCAUAAAUGCCCAAAUGUCUUUGGCGUGUGCUCA